CCCGCUGUCGAGCUUGGUGACUCGGUGCCCGCUGUUGUGCCAGAUGACUCGGUGCCCGCCCUCCUGCCAGAUGACUCGGUGCCCGCCCUCCUGCCAGAUGACUCGGUGCCCACUGUCGAGCUUGGUGACUCGGUGCCCGCUGUUCUGCUAGAUGGCCCGGUGCCUGCUGCCUCGCCUGACGGGCUGGUGCCUGCUGCUCCGCUUGAUGGCCCGAUGCCUGCUGCCAGCCUGAUGUGCCUCCGUCCGCUGCCCAGCCUGAUGUGCCUCCGUCCGCUGCCCAGCCUGAUGUGCCUCCGUCCGCUGCCCAGCCUGAUGUGCCUCCGUCCGCUGCCCAGCCUGAUGUGCCUCCGUCGCUGCCCAGCCUGAUGUGCCCCAGCCUGAUGUGCGUCCGCUGCCCAGCCUGAUG
This is a messenger RNA of Staurois parvus, 406 nucleotides long. NCBI's taxonomy places the organism in Eukaryota, Metazoa, Chordata, Amphibia, Anura, Ranidae. The record is from the annotation of a GenBank genome assembly.